This is a messenger RNA of Papilio machaon (common yellow swallowtail), 1672 nucleotides long. RefSeq lists its product as uncharacterized. NCBI's taxonomy places the organism in Eukaryota, Metazoa, Arthropoda, Insecta, Lepidoptera, Papilionidae. The record is from RefSeq and is a predicted model, not a curated record. Bases 338 to 1621 code for a protein of 427 amino acids. The transcript has 2 exons.
CAUGAUGACAGUAGUCAAGUAUCGCCAAAAUAUUUAACUGAUCAAAUGAAACAGGAUUCAAGGAUUGUGAAAAAUGUAUUUAUUCUCUGAAUAAUGAUGAGAUUUAUGAUUUAUUUGUUAAAAUAAAUCUAUAAAAUACAACAAUCAGCCAUGAUAGCUUAAACACCAAUCAGAGCGAAUUACGUCACGUCUCAGUAACGUCAUCUUGUUUCGUUUGAGCUUACGCGCGAUCACUGCAAUUCUAACAAAAAAACUAUUGUUUUCGCUUUAACUUUCGCUAAAAUACAUUUUAUAGUCGUAGUUUACCUGUUGACCAUUUCCACAACAGACAUCAGCCAUGGAACAAGGAUUUAACAAGGCAAAUUCUGCUAAUUUGCCUAGAGUUGAUUCAUUGAUGGUAGGAGAGUUCCUAGCUUCAAACAAAGACUUCUGUUCAGCAGAAUUUAGAAGCAUCAAAACAUCUAUAUCCUCAAGGCCAUCUUAUGGCGAUGACGCUGUAAGUUAUGUGCAGCUGAAACGCGAAGCUAAUCUGUGCACCGUCAAGGCAAAACUUUGCCCUGAGCAUAAGGUCCAUGCAAAAUUGUACGUAGUAACACUUAUAGUCGACGAAGAGGAUGAAGUAGUGAAAUCUGUGCAAUGCCAUGGCUGUGUUGCUUCACAAGGAGGCUGCAAACAUGCUGUAGCUUUUCUCAUGUGGGUCCAUCGCCGAAGUGAGGAGCCUUCCUGUACAUCUGUGGAGUGCUACUGGAGAAAAUCAAAGCUGUCAGGGGUUGGUACCACAUUAAAAUAUAUAACUUCGAAACAAUUAUCUAAUGGCAAACCAAGCUUGCCAUCAAAUAGUGGUGUGUUUACAAAAUUUAUAGAAGGGAAGAAACAUAAACUUAGUGACUGUGAAGUACUUAAGUAUCAAGCAGACUAUUUUCCUGAUACAUUAGAAAGAUUAUCAAUGCAUAAACUGGUACAGAAAUACAAAGAAAAAUCCUCUGACACCUUUUUUGAAAAAGUUGUGUUAACUAAUGAUGAUAUUAUAAAAGUGGAGGAAGCAACUAGAGAACAACAUAAAAGCUCACUUUGGUAUGAAUUGAGGUAUGGCAGAGUGACAGCUUCACAAGCUUUUGAAUUCAGUAGGUGCAAAACCACUGAUGGCACCUUGAUUUCAUUGAUAAUGGGAGGGAAAAUUCCAGAUACAUGGGCCAUGAAGCGCGGUAGAAUGUUGGAGAAUGAAGUGAGGCAAACAGUGAGCAGCUUACUGGGAAAAAAAAUUAAAAAAUGUGGGCUAAUGCUUUGUAAAAACUAUCCCAUUAUAGCAGCGUCACCUGAUGGGAUUUGUGAUGACAAUAUAAUCGAAAUUAAGUGCCCAACAAGUGUAAAAACAUAUAACAAUUAUGUUAUUAAUGGGAAACCCACUAAAAAAUACUAUGCGCAGAUGCAGCUACAAAUGCUUUUGACAGGCUGUAAAAAUGGCUAUUACUGUGUAGCUGAUUACAACUUUAGUGAAAAUAAAAAGGUUAAUAUAAUACAAGUUAAAUUUGAUGCACAAUAUGCAUCUGAUUUUGUCAAAGUGCUAAUUUCUUCAUGGAAAGACAAUGUGUAUCCUAUAUUAUAUCAAAGUGCAAUUUAAUUAUUGGGAUUUUAAAAUAAAACUGUGUGCUUUAAAUUAAUCUAGUUUUAU